This is a messenger RNA of Rhineura floridana, 2620 nucleotides long. RefSeq names its product synaptotagmin 17 (gene SYT17). The transcript has 8 exons. Gene Ontology annotation, cellular component: membrane. The coding region runs from base 479 to 1906 and encodes 475 amino acids. Gene Ontology annotation, molecular function: phosphatidylserine binding; calcium-dependent phospholipid binding; syntaxin binding. The record is from RefSeq and is a predicted model, not a curated record. NCBI's taxonomy places the organism in Eukaryota, Metazoa, Chordata, Lepidosauria, Squamata, Rhineuridae. Gene Ontology annotation, biological process: calcium-ion regulated exocytosis; regulation of calcium ion-dependent exocytosis; regulation of dopamine secretion.
UGUCCGUGUGUCGCCCGCUACUCUCUUCCAUUGCCCUUUCAAGGAUCUUGCAGUCGCCUGUAAAGGUCACCCCCCCUCCAAGCCCCCGUCUCCUGCUCUACAGGUCGGGAAUCUAAAGAUGCUCUGCAGAGGGGGAGGGAGGGGUGUGGCAGAUGGCUACUAGAAAUAAUCAUAGAAUGCCUAGGAGGUGAUUUGCCCGGGGGGGGGGAGAGGGACGGAGCCAUCCAAGGAGGAAGGCGCAGAGCCUUGAGUGACCAGCUCUUCCACCCUAAGCCUCGUGGGAAUCCAGAUCGUUCAGCCCUCAGCUGAGCCCCAUGUAUACGCCGGAGCUGCCCGACAGCGCCGUGGUGGGGGCCGGCGCCGGCCUGGUCAAUCAGGCAGUCCUCAUUGAGCAAGCCAGGCACGUCUGUCUUCUAUUGUUGAGGGCAGCCGCCAUGCACAGGCUGCGCGGGGGACCGAUGUGAGAGACCCGAGGAAGAUGGCGUAUGUCCAGUUGGAACCAAUAAAUGAGGGCCUGUUGUCUAGAAUCUCGGAUCUCCUGCUGUGCAGAUGGACUUGCCGGAAUUGUUACCAGCAGUGUUAUGACUGCAGCUGUUGCCAGUCGAGCGAAGAUGAAGUGGAAAUCCUGGGGCCUUUUCCAGCACAGACCCCUCCCUGGUUGGUGAGCAAUCGAAGCGACGACAGAGAUGGGGACUCAGACAACACCACGACAAGUGAGCCCCCUCCUACUCCUCAGGAUGCUUCACUGGACAUAAGGCGGUCAUCUUCUGAUACCUCCCGAUCCACUUACAGCCUCACAAGACGAAUUUCGAGUCUAGAGCUGAGGCGUCCGAGUUCUCCACUUAUUGACAUCAAGCCUAUUGAGUUUGGAAUUUUGGGAUCCAAAAAGGAAAUAGUUCAACCAACCAUCCUGAGGAAAACCUAUACUCCAGAUGACUAUUUUAGGAAGUUUGAGCCAAAACUAUAUUCCCUUGACGCCAACAGUGAAGACAUGGACUCCUUGACGGAUGAGGAGGUCUUAGCCAAGUACCAGCUGGGAAUGCUGCAUUUUAGCACACAAUAUGACCUCUUGCACAACUAUCUCAUUGUCAGAGUGAUUGCGGCAAGGGAUCUGCCUCCUCCAAUUUCCUACGAUGGCUCGAGGCAGGAUAUGGCCCACUCAAAUCCUUAUGUAAAGAUCUGCCUCCUGCCGGACCAGAAAAACUCUAAGCAGACCGGAGUGAAACGCAAAACCCAAAGCCCGGUAUUCGAGGAGAGGCACACAUUUGAUAUCCCAUUUUUAGAAGCCCAACAAAGGACCCUGCUCUUAACCACAGUGGAUUUUGACAAAUUUUCACGCCAUUGUGUCAUUGGGAAAGUGUCAAUGCCCUUGAGUGACGUGGACCUCGUGAAGGGUGGACAUUGGUGGAAAGCUCUGGUCCCCAGUUCUCAAAAUGAAGUUGAGCUGGGAGAACUCCUGCUGUCGUUGAACUACCUUCCCAGUGCAGGAAGACUGAACGUUGACAUCAUUCGAGCCAAACAGCUGCUUCAGACAGAUAUGAGCCAAGGUUCAGAUCCCUUUGUGAAGAUCCAGCUUGUUCAUGGGUUAAAACUGGCAAAGACAAAGAAGACCUCUUGUAUGAAGGCCACCAUCGAUCCCUUCUACAAUGAGUCCUUCAGCUUCAAAGUCCCCCUAGAAGAGCUUGCAAAUGCCAGCUUAGUCUUCACAGUCUUCGGGCACAACAUGAAAAGCAGCAACGACUUCAUUGGGCGGAUUGUGAUUGGCCAAUACUCGACAGGCUCCCCGGAAUCCAAGCACUGGUGGCGGAUGCUCCACUCCCACCGCACUGCUGUGGAGCAAUGGCACACUCUCCGGUCGCGGGCUGAAUGCGACCGGGUCUCGCCGGCUUCUCUGGAGGUGACGUGAGGACGCCGACGCUUCUCCUGCUGCUAACGAGCAGAUCUAUACCAGACGAAUCGCACACGCACAUCCGCACGCACACUCUUGCACAUAAUCACAGUGGAAUCGACAGCAACUGUUAAUGGCCCCUGGCAACAAAACCGGUUGCUUUGUAGCCUCCGUGCCUCGGCUACCUUUUCUUUCAUGUAUUCCAUUGAUUCUUUUACUCAGGAUCUCUAACAACCUGGCACGUAUCAGCCGCUGCAUCCAAAUCAAAAGGUCCCGAUGUCAUUGUGUAGGAGACUGGAACCGGUUCAUAAGGUUGUCUCUUAGUACAUUUUUCAGAAUUCCUUUGUUGCCUGCUGCUGUGUUAUGGUCUAGUGCAGAUCACAGGCUGGUUAGCGGCGGAGACGCCUGAGUUAGGUAGAAGCUUUACACACUUGCCUGUACUGCACCUGCUAUGUGUCUAUGAGCCAUUGUAUCAGAAGAUGUCAGAUCCUGUGUGUGCUCUUUGGUGAAUGCGUGGUAGAUUACUAGGAUGUUCUUUUAGCAGUUAAGAGCGUGUGGUGUAAAACCCAGUCUUUUGUCCUUGUACUCGCUUAAUGGAAUCAAAUAUGUGUGCUUAUGUGUCUGGAAUGGCACGGAGGCAACAGCCUCUUUCAUAUUCGCUCCCGCACGUUAACAAUCCGUCAAAUGUUACAUCACUGAAGAACUGCUGGUGUUCUGUUAAUAAAACUGUAG